Molecule: messenger RNA, 4919 nt
Organism: Lepidothrix coronata (blue-crowned manakin)
Lineage: Eukaryota; Metazoa; Chordata; Aves; Passeriformes; Pipridae
Gene: USP47
Product: ubiquitin specific peptidase 47
Exons: 29
Coding region: 167-4513 (1448 amino acids)
Biological process (GO): protein deubiquitination
Cellular component (GO): nucleus; cytosol
Molecular function (GO): cysteine-type endopeptidase activity; cysteine-type deubiquitinase activity
Source: RefSeq, a predicted model, not a curated record
ACCGCGCGGCUCGGCCGGGCGCGCCCAGCGCUGGGCGAGGCUCUGGGCGAGCCACCGGAGCCGGAACCGGGACCAGCCACAGCCACGGCCGAGCCGAAGGCGCCGAGGCCAGCAGGCCUGGGGCGGGACAGCUCUCGCGAGAGCCGCGCCGGCGGCCAUUUUGGCCAUGGAUUGGCGGCGGGGCGGGGCCGCGGCGCUGCCCGCGGGAGUGGAGGAGGAGGAGGAGGAGGAAGAAGAGGAAGAGGAGGAGGAAGAAGAAGAAGAAGAGGAGGAGGAGGAGAAGGAGGAGGAUGAGCCGCGGGCGUCCCCCCGCCUCCCGCUGCUGCUGACGACGGCGCUCGGCUCAGCCUGCUGCGGGCUUCGCGCCGCGCCAGCGGCCAUGGUGCCGAGCGAGGAGAACCAGCUCGUCCCCAAGGAGGAUAUGUUUUGGAGUUGCAGACAAAGUAUCUUUGCUGAAAUGAAGAAGAAAUUUUCACAGGCAGAAAGUGCUGCUGAGGAGCCCAGGGUGCUGUGUAUAAUACAGGAUACCACAAACUCCAAGACAGUGAACGAGCGUGUUACCUUGAACCUUCCGGCUUCCACCCCAGUGAAAAGGCUGUUUGAGGACGUGGCUUCCAAAGUGGGCUACGUGAACGGGUCCUUUGAUUUGAUGUGGGGCAAUGGAGACAAUGUCACUGACACGCAGACUCCAAUAGAUCAGAACAGUGACAAAACUAUUCUUGAUGCUGGUUUUGAGCCGGGGAAGAAGAACUUUCUGCAUUUGACAGACAAAGACGGUGAGCAGCCUCAGACAAUGCCGGAGGAGUCAGGUACAACAGAUGAGAGUGCACAAGAGAGAUUUAUAGGCCCUCUUCCAAGAGAAGGCUCUGUUGGAUGUACCAAUGACUAUGUCAGUCAAAGCUAUUCUUAUUCUUCAGUCCUGAGCAAAUCAGAGACAGGUUAUGUGGGGCUAGUAAAUCAAGCAAUGACUUGCUACUUGAACAGCCUUCUACAAACACUUUUCAUGACUCCUGAAUUUAGAAAUGCAUUGUAUAAAUGGGAAUUUGAAGAAUCCGAAGAGGACCCUGAGAGAAGUAUCCCCUACCAGCUUCAAAGACUGUUUGUUUUACUGCAGACCAGCAAAAAAAGGGCGAUUGAAACAACAGAUGUUACACGGAGUUUUGGAUGGGAUAGUAGUGAAGCAUGGCAGCAACAUGAUGUACAGGAGCUUUGUAGAGUCAUGUUUGAUGCUUUGGAGCAGAAAUGGAAGCAAACGGAGCAGGCUGAUCUUAUAAAUCAACUGUACCAAGGCAAACUGAAGGACUAUGUCAGGUGUCUAGAAUGUGGCUAUGAAGGCUGGAGAAUCGACACUUACCUGGAUAUCCCGUUGGUCAUCCGGCCGUACGGCUCCAGCCAGGCGUUUGCUAGCGUGGAAGAAGCACUGCAUGCUUUCAUUCAGCCCGAGAUCCUUGAUGGCCCAAAUCAGUACUUCUGUGAACGAUGUAAGAAGAAAUGUGAUGCAAGGAAGGGUCUGCGGUUCUUGCACUUUCCGUACCUGCUGACGUUACAGCUGAAGAGGUUUGACUUCGAUUACACCACCAUGCACAGGAUCAAACUCAAUGAUCGCAUGACUUUCCCUGAGGAGCUGGACAUGAGCGUCUUCAUUGAUGUUGAGGAUGAGAAGUCUCCCCAGACUGAGAGUUGCACUGAUAGUGGAGCUGAAAAUGAAGGCAGUUGUCACAGUGAUCAGAUGAGCAAUGAUUUUUCUAAUGAUGACGGAGUCGAUGAAGGGAUCUGCCUUGAAAGCAACAGCGCGGCAGAAAGAAUUUCUAAAGCUGGCAGUGAAAAGAGUUCUUUACUGUAUGAGCUCUUUUCUGUAAUGGUUCACUCUGGAAGUGCUGCUGGUGGCCAUUAUUAUGCCUGUAUAAAAUCUUUCAGUGAUGACCAGUGGUACAGCUUUAAUGAUCAGCAUGUUAGCAAGAUAACUCAGGAAGAUAUUAAGAAAACAUAUGGUGGAUCUUCUGGAAGCAGAGGCUAUUAUUCCAGUGCUUUUGCUAGCUCCACAAAUGCAUACAUGCUGAUAUAUAGACUGAAGGAUCCAACAAGAAAUGCAAAGUUUCUUGAGGCACAUGAGUAUCCAGAGCACAUUAAACAACUGGUACAGAAAGAGAGAGAAUUGGAAGAACAAGAAAAGAGGCAACGGGAAAUCGAGCGCAACACUUGCAAGAUUAAAUUGUUCUGCAUGCAUCCUACAAAACAAAUAAUGAUGGAGAACAAAUUGGAGGUUCAUAAGGACAGGACACUGAAGGAAGCUGUGGAAAUAGCUUACAAGCUGAUGGAUUUAGAAGAGGUUGUUCCUUUGGAUUGCUGUCGUCUUGUCAAAUACGACGAGUUCCAUGACUACUUGGAACGGUCUUAUGAAGGAGAAGAGGACACACCAAUGGGCUUGUUGCUGGGAGGUGUCAAAUCAACGUACAUGUUUGACUUACUGCUGGAAACAAGAAGACCUGACCAAGUUUUCCAGUGCUAUAAACCUGGUGAGGUCAUGGUAAAGGUUCAUGUGGUCGACCUAAAGAGUGAAUCUGUUGCUCCUUCAAUAAGUGUACGAGCUUAUUUGAAUCAAACAGUUUCAGAAUUUAAACAGCUCAUUUCAAAGGCUACGCACCUGCCCGCUGAAACAAUGCGCGUCGUGUUGGAACGGUGCUACAAUGACCUGCGUCUCCUCAACGUUUCCAGCAAAACACUGAAAGCUGAAGGCUUUUUUAGAAGCAACAAGGUAUUUGUUGAAAGCUCAGAGUCUUUAGACCGUCAUGUGACAUACACAGAUUCUCAUUUAUGGAAGCUUUUGGACCGUCAUGCAAACACAAUCAGACUGUAUGUUUCAUUGCCAGAGCAAGCACCUGGAUCUCAGUUUAGACGAGGGGUUUAUCAGAAGUCUAGUGGAGGUGCAGGCAACUUGGAUGAAGCCUGUGAAAGAGUUAAAGGACCUGUAGGUAAUAUGAAAUCUGUAGAGGCGAUUCUGGAAGAAAGCACCGAAAAACUUAAAAGCUUGUCCCUGCAACAGCAGCAGCAGGAGGGAGAUAAUGGAGACAGCAGCAAAAGCACAGAAGCCAGUGACUUUGAAAACAUUGAAUCACCUUUAAAUGAAAUAGAUUCCUCAGCAUCAGCAGAAAACAGAGAACUUGAAAACCAAAUUCAGAUUUCUGAUCCGGAAAAUCUCCAGUCAGAGGAACGGUCGGAUUCGGAUGUAAAUAACGACAGGAGUACGAGUUCAGUGGACAGUGACAUCCUCAGCUCCAGUCACAGCAGUGACACGUUAUGCAAUGUGGACAAUGCCCCGCUUCCCUUGGCUAAUGGACUUGAUUCUCACAGUAUCACAAGUAGUAGGCGAUCAAAAGCAAAUCAGGGGAAGAAGGAAACCUGGGACACUGCAGAGGAAGAUUCUGGAACAGACAGUGAGUACGAUGAAAGUGGCAAGAGCAGAGGAGAAGCACAGUAUAUGUACUUUAAGUCAGAACCCUACGCUGCAGAGGAAGGCUCGGGAGAAGGGCAAAAAUGGCUGAUGGUGCAUGUUGAUAAAAGAAUUACGCUGUCUGCCUUCAAGCAACAUUUGGAGCCUUUUGUUGGAGUUCCGUCUUCUCACUUCAAAGUCUUUAGAGUCUAUGCCAGCAAUCAAGAGUUUGAGAGUGUUCGGCUGAAUGAGACACUUUCAUCAUUUUCUGAUGACAAUAAGAUAACUAUUAGACUUGGAAGAGCCCUUAAGAAAGGUGAAUACAGAGUCAAAGUCUACCAACUCUUGGUAAACGAGCCUGAGCCAUGCAAGUUUCUUCUAGAUGCAGUUUUUGCUAAAGGAAUGACUGUCCGACAGUCCAAAGAGGAGCUGCUUCCUCAGCUUCGAGAACAGUGUGGCCUAGACUUGACAAUUGACAGGUUUCGCCUACGAAAGAAAACCUGGAAGAAUCCGGGCACUGUGUUUCUGGAUUAUCAUGUCUAUGAAGAAGAUAUCAAUAUUUCAAGCAAUUGGGAGGUCUUCUUAGAAAUACUUGAUGGAGUAGAAAAGAUGAAAUCCAUGUCACAACUUGCUGUUCUGUCGAGACGAUGGAGGCCAUCGGAGAUGAAACUCGAUUCUUUCCAGGAAGUAGUACUAGAAAGCAGCAGUGUUGAAGAAUUAAAAGAGAAGCUGAGUGAAAUAAGUGGAAUACCCUUAGAAAACAUAGAAUUUGCAAAGGGUAGAGGAACUUUUCCAUGUGACAUUUCCAUACUAGAGAUUCACCAAGACUUGGACUGGAAUCCUAAAGUAUCUACAUUGAAUGUCUGGCCUCUGUACAUUUGUGAUGAUGGUGCAGUAAUAUUUUAUAGGGAUAAAACUGAAGAAUUAAUGGAAUUAACAGAUGAGCAAAGAAAUGAACUGAUGAAAAAAGAAAGCAGCAGACUCCAGAAAACUGGACACCGGGUAACCUACUCUCCCCGUAAAGAAAAAGCACUAAAAAUUUAUCUGGAUGGAGCACCAAAUAAAGAUUUGACUCAAGACUGAUACUUGCUAUAGCAUUUUCCCUGGGGAAUUUUUUUUGUUUCCAAUAAAAAGGUUCACUACUACUGUGUAGUGCCAUUACGGCAGGACAUUCAUUAGGUGUAAAGCGCUGACACCAGCACCGGGCGGGCGGUGACCCGCCGGCAGCGCAGGGCCCCGCCGGGUCACUGCUUGACUUGGAAUCAUGUUGUGCACUAUAGUCAAAUGUACUGUAAAGCUAAAAGGGAUGUGCAAAUAAAAGAUUAGAACUAAAAAAAAAAAAAAAAAAAAAAAAAACAAAAAAAGUGGGCGGGGAGGGAAUCGAGUGGAAAUUUUUUGAGGACAGUGUGCACAUAGUAGCUAGUGAAACUAGCCUCAAACAGGAUACUCAUAGCUUAAUAAUAAAAGCUGUGCAAAGGCCAUGAAAGAA